Messenger RNA from Nelumbo nucifera (sacred lotus), 4245 nucleotides. The record is from RefSeq and is a predicted model, not a curated record. NCBI's taxonomy places the organism in Eukaryota, Viridiplantae, Streptophyta, Magnoliopsida, Proteales, Nelumbonaceae.
UUUCUACUGCCUACUGGGCUGCAACCUGUCGCAUUGAUUACAUGGAGGUUGUUGCACCCUGCACUCUCCUAAUACUAAUACAAAUACAGGGGAGGAGAAAAAAUAAUUGCAAAAGCAGAAUUCUAAGUUUUAUUUUCUGGAAUCAAUGAAUGAAUCUGGCCUCCUUAGAAACUAGAAGCUGCCGAAAAAAAAAAAAGCAGCAGACUAUGAAUCAAUUCACUUGAUCACUUGAUGCAAAAGUAUUACCCGCUAAAAUUAGAAUUGCUCCUUCACUAUGAUCGAGAAGUGGGGGCACAUUACAAAAUCUUGGAUCAAUAUCACAAGUUUAAUUAAUGAAAAAACGAUGCUAAUGCUAUAUCGAAUUUAGGUAACUGGAUUCACGGAUCAACCUGUGCUGCUGUAAUUUAUAAUCUGGAAAGGACAAUUGACCAGCAAUCAAGUUGUACGUGAACGUAGCAACUUUGGAGUUGCCCUGGCUUGAAUUACCGUUUGGAGUCGCUAUAGCUCAGCUCCAGCUUGUUAAUCCAGUUUAGUUCAAAAUAACUCCGACUCGAUAUACACAAGAAUGAUUCGCCGGAGGCUUAGUUGACGUAGAAGGCGAGGCAUGUGUGUUCUUCUAACUGAAUCACCAUCUCUGUCGCAUCAAUUGGACUUCUCUAACCCUACUUCAUCUAUUUUGCUUGGCACGAAGACUAGAAGGAUCAAUUUGCUUUCUCUCGCUCUCCCUCUCUUCUUUUUCGAUUUUCACUGUUUUUGUCAAAUGUUCUUUUCUCAGCUAGCUAGGGUUAUCGAUAGUUAUAAUUUUUUGUUUUUUUGACCCAAAAGGCCAAAAGAAACUAAACAAUAAACCUUCUAAUUUUUCCCCAUCUGGUUUGUUUUUGUUUCCCGAAUACUGUGAAGUGUGAAUGGAAAAAAAAAAAUGAAAAUCUAAUAUCCCGAGUCGUGCCCCACCUCACUCACCAAGGUACUCGUCCGAGUUACUGUGUCAAGCGGUGAGUUUUAAAACUGCCCAACUAACGAGUCUCCAGAAACUUGAAAUGUAAGAAAUCGUUGGAGGUAAAGCAAAAAAGAAAGGAUGACUGGAUGAGAGUUCAUACUCUGGUACAGCAGCAGCAGUAAUCUUCCGGAGAAUGGUUUCCGACGGGCUUCCAUUGGCAUUCUUGCAACUUAAAUCACCUGGAAACUCCAGUUGAUGGUAACCGGCGAGCUUACACCAAACCAGAGAGGCAAAGAAAACAUACCUCACUCUCACUCUCACAUCACUCCUACUUCAGAGACUAACCAAUGAUGCUCUCCACUCAAAUCCUGUUUCACGACGUCGACUAUAAUAUCUGUUCCUUUCAGAUCUAACAUCUAACCUUACCCUUUUUUGUUUCUAAUAUUAUACUCCUUCGUUCCUGUCUUUUUCACAUACAAGCUGACAAGCGCAUCUUCAACCGACAUUUUGAUGACUUGGAGAGCUUCUUCUGUCUUCUUCUUCUUCUUGGUCUUAAGUGUGUGAAACACAGUGAAGUCCAUUUUGUUUUAUGUUUUGUUUCUUUUUGGGGAGUAAGAGACAGAGGAAAAACUUCAGUGGAAGAUAGUUCGGGCUCAGCGGUACAGGUGAAGGAUGAUAUGCAGAAGAAGGGCAGGUCGAAACCCAGGAUUGAACCAUUCGUACCAGGAACUGAUCACAACCCAAAGGAGAUGAAAUCUUGGGUCAAGAGGACCGGGUUCAACACUUACUUCUCCGGAGAAAUGACCAUCAGUGUCAAUGAGAGUGACCCGAAUGAGAAGAAUGAUAAUGCUGGAUUUGAUUUGGAGAAGGGUCUUAAUUGGAGAGGUGGGUAUUCUCUAAAAAAUGAGUUUGAUCCCAUCUCGGGCCGUGCUCGAGGGAACAGGGAAGAUGAGAUUCAACCGGAUUCUGUGUCUGGCAAUGAGUUGCGGAAGAAUGAAAGUAAUGCUGACUCGGUUUUAAAGGAUGCACCGGGAAGAACUGAAAUUCAGAAGAAGAGAAAUGAGGUUGACCCUGUUCUGGGGCCUAAGGAUGACCACGGGAAAGUUGCUUUGAAUGGAAAUGGAAUUUUACAUGUAAACGGUGAGGCGACUCCAGCAGUUCCUCCAGCUGCUGAACCCAAGAAGGAAGAUAAGAAGGCCAAAGGCGAAAUGGAAAUUGAUGUGUAUCCAGAGGCUGAGCAACCUAAUCAUCCAGUGUGGUGUAGACCAUCAGUGAUGAAGUACGGUCUGAGAGACAAUCCUGGUUUUGUCCCCCUUCUUUAUUACAGCCUGCAGCACUAUUUAUCAUUGGCCGGUUCCCUUAUUUUCAUUCCAUUGGUCAUUGUGCCAGCCAUGGGUGGAACUGAUGGGGAUACUGCCACUGUGAUUUCCACAAUGUUGUUGAUAUCUGGUAUUACAACAAUAUUGCACUCCUACUUCGGAACAAGACUCCCUUUAGUUCAAGGGAGCUCAUUUGUAUAUUUGGCCCCAGUUUUAGUUAUCAUGAAUUCUCGAGAGUACCGGAAUCUUGCUGAAAAUAAAUUUAAGGAUAUAAUGAAGGAACUGCAAGGGGCCAUUAUUGUUGGUGCAAUUUUCCAGAGCGUCUUGGGAUGCAGUGGUCUCAUGUCUCUUCUUUUGAGGUUGAUAAACCCGAUUGUUGUUGCACCAACGAUUGCUACAGUAGGUUUAGCAUUUCUCAGCUAUGGUUUUCCUCAGGCCAGUAGUUGUGUGGAAAUAAGCAUUCCACAAAUACUAUUGCUUCUUAUUUUCACCCUGUACCUUCGAGGAGUCUCCUUUUCUGGGCAUCGAAUAUUCCAAGUAUAUGCGGUUCCACUUAGCGUUGCAGUUGUAUGGGCAUAUGCAUUCUUUCUGACAGAUGGUGGAGCAUAUGACUACAAAGGCUGUAAUCCUGACAUACCCAGUUCAAAUAUUCUAUCUGAUGCAUGUAGAGAACAUGCAUUUACCAUGAAGCAUUGUCGAACAGAUGCUUCCAGUGCAUGGAGAACUGCUGCUUGGGUUAGAGUACCCUACCCUUUACAGUGGGGUAUCCCUACGUUUCAUUUGAAGACUUCCAUUAUCAUGAUCAUUGUGUCGAUGAUUGCAUCAGUAGAUUCAGUUGGAACCUAUCACUCUGCAUCUUUACUUGUUAUUUCAAGGCCCCCAACACCAGGUAUUGUCAGCAGAGGAAUAGCAAUGGAAGGUUUCUGCAGUAUUCUGGCUGGACUAUGGGGAACAGGAUCUGGGUCAACAACCUUAACAGAAAAUGUGCACACAAUUGACAUAACAAAGGUGGCAAGUCGAAGGGCUGUGGAACUUGGAGCAUUAUUGUUGAUUCUUUUCUCUUUUUUUGGGAAAGUUGGUGCUCUCCUUGCUUCAAUACCUCAAGCCUUGGCUGUUUCUGUCCUGUGCUUCAUCUGGGCCCUGAUUGUGGCACUGGGUUUAUCAACUUUGCAGUAUGGCCAAACAUCAACCUUUAGAAAUAUAACAAUAGUUGGUCUUUCCUUGUUCUUCUCCUUGUCAAUACCAGCAUAUUUCCAACAAUAUCAACCAGAUUCCAGCUUCAUACUGCCAAGCUACCUCGUCCCUUAUGCAGCAGCAUCAAAUGGACCAGUCCACACUGGCAGUAAAGAAGGAGCAAGAUAUGGGGCUAGAAGAUCCAUACUAGGUGAUGUAGGACAAGAAAGGGAAAGUCCUAUAAAUUUUUGAUGGGAAGAAUGGAAGAUAUUCGCAGGUUUUAGCUAUAUAAAAAUUCAAUCCUCAUAAUAACGUAUCUGGAUAUGUACCAUCAGUUGUACAUCAAAAACAUGAGUACAUAACUGAAGGAGGUUUUUAAUAUUGAACAAAUACCAUGCAAUACUCUAUAUGUGCUCCCCACAAUCCAGAUUAAUCUAAUUUCCUAGCCAACUGUUGGAUCUAUUAAUGUGGAUUGGGGAAGGAAGCUACGACAGCCAUUUCCAAUAUGAAACUUAUGCCAUGCUUUGUGGACCUUUACUCAUUACUGCCUAAAGGGUGACGGAUUAUGAUAUUAGACAUAGGAAUGCCUCCUCUCCACGGAAUGGCAUCUGCCAUGACUCAUGAGGAUGAGUCUUUUCUAGUACCUUUCCCACAUGUAGUGCUCAAGAGGUGCAUCAGCAUGAAUCAAUUUAUUGUGUGGAGAUGCCCCACAUUCCACUCCAUGGGUAUUCGACAGUUUUAGUGAACUUAUUGGUGUAUACACAUAUCUUCUUCUUCUUCUCUAUGGUAGAGAAAUGCUGACUUGCUGCCAUGUGU